ACAACGGCAACAUUGACCUUCACGAACCUUCCUUGAAAAACACCUUCAAUGGUGGCUCCCAUUGCCUUUCUCUCUCUUUUCCCAUCUUUCUCCCUUCAACAUCCCUUCUCCCCUCGCUCAUCCAUCUCUCACCAUGGAUUCUCCAACCCAAGCAGUCCUCGCCGCAAUUGUAAGCUUCUUCGUGUUGACGGUAUUCUUGGCUUCUGUAAUUCUCCUCUGCAAGCAGAAGAAAUCAUCGACCCACCGCCCCCAGACACGUUCAACCGCUCGGACCCGCCCAGCCCCUAACCCUCCAGAGCUCAACUCCAUCUCGGUAUUUGAUAGCGCCAGCUUUGAUCGGUCUCUCAACCAGCUCUCCAUGGUCGAACUCACCGUCGCCACCAAGAACUUCUCAUCGGAUCUCAUAGUUGGCGAUGGCAGCUUCGGCCUCGUCUAUAAGGCCACUCUCUCCAACGGCGACACCGUCGCUAUCAAGAAACUCGACCCAGAUGCCUUCCAGGGCUUCCGAGAAUUCCGGGCCGAAAUGGAAACUCUCAGCAAGCUCCGCCACCCGAACAUCGUGAAGAUUCUGGGGUUCUGUUCGGCCGGUGAUGAUCGGAUUCUUAUUUACGAGUUUCUCCAAAAGGGUAGUUUGGACCAAUGGCUACACGACACGUCAUCCCGAGAAGAGCACGGCCGGUUGGUCUGCCGGUCGCCAUUAUCAUGGGAAACGAAGAUCAAGAUAGUCAAGGGAAUAGCCAAUGGUCUGGCUUAUUUACAUGGGCUGGACACGCCCAUCAUCCACAGAGAUAUCAAGGCCAGCAAUGUCUUACUGGACUCAAACUUUGAUGCCCAUAUUGCUGACUUUGGGCUUGCAAGGAGGGUGAAGGCGGCCCACACACACGUCUCAACUCAAGUCGCCGGGACAAUGGGCUACAUGCCACCGGAGUACCGGGAAGGGAAUACGGCGGCGACGGUGAUGGCAGAUUGCUACAGUUUUGGGAUCCUGAUGAUUGAGAUUGCCACGCAAAGGCGGCCCAACUGGCCCGUGAUGCUAGAUGGAGUGGAGGUAGGAUUAGUCCAAUGGGCUAGAAACAUGGUGGCCCAAAAUCGGGAAAUGGAAAUGUUUGGAGCAAAUAUUUGCAAGGAAGGAUUGGUGUUAGAGACUGUGAAAGAGUAUUUUAGAAUAGCUAAUAUGUGUACCAAUGAGGCCUCAAGAGAAAGACCCGCAAUGAGUAAGGUUGUUGAGUUGUUGAAUGGUAUUUCUAUCUGAAUAUGAAGAUUCUCUACUCUCCUUAUCUUUUACUUUUACUUUUUCUUUUUUUUUUUCUUUUUUUUUUUCUCAAAAAGUCUUGAUCAAGGAAGUGAGGUAUACAUAAAAAAAUUCCGAAAGAGAUGCAAAUAAUUACAGAUCUAAUUA
Messenger RNA from Rubroshorea leprosula, 1399 nucleotides. The record is from the annotation of a GenBank genome assembly. Lineage: Eukaryota; Viridiplantae; Streptophyta; Magnoliopsida; Malvales; Dipterocarpaceae.